AUGAUAGUUUUGAGCGGGAUUACGAGAAAGGAGCCAUGGAAUACAUUCGUUGGAAAUCGAGUGAAAGAAAUCAGAGAAUUGACCAAUAUAGAUUACUGGAAACAUGUAGCUGGAGAAGUCAAUCAUGCCGACUUCGCUACUCGCUUUUGUGACUGGGCAGAUCUAUUGCAAAGUCAGUGGUGGGAGGGUCCCAGCUGGUUAUACGAGGAAGCAGAAUCUUGGCCAAUGUCUGAGAUAUCCGUUCCGGAUGAAGCUUUUCUGGAGAGACGCAAGACAGUGAUAACAAAUUUAGCAGCUGAAAACGAAAAGAAAUUUGGACAGAGAUUUUUAUACUUUUCGAGUUACACAAGGAUUCUUAGAAUGACUGCUUAUGUUCUGAGAUUUUGUAACAACAUUAAGAAAAACUCUUGUAAGUUGACCGGUGCGAUUUCAUGUGAAGAGAUUGAAUGGGCAGAAAACACUCUUAUAAAAAUCAUACACCAAGAUCCGGAGGACUUCACAUAUCCUAUAGUUUUACCAGACCAUCCUCUUCUAGAAAGACUGAUUUUGCAUACUCAUAGAUCUUUGCAAGCUGGUGUAUUAACGACACUAGCACAAAAUGUUAAUACUGAGCCAGCUCCUUUACCUCCUGACAGAGUAAACCGAGUUUCAGCAUUUCAGAUAACUGGCGCAGAUCUAGCUGGUACUCUUUUCUUACGUGGUGGAAACAAGGCGUGGAUAGUGCUUUUCGCGUGUGCAGUAUAUCGAGCAGUCUACCUGGAGCUAGUUUCAUCUCUCUCCACAGAAUCAUUUAUGCAAGCCUUUCGAAGAUUUUGGGCAAGGAGAGGAAGAUGUUCUACUCUUUAUACAGAUAAUAGUAUGAAUUUCGUAGGUACAGCAAAUGCGUUAAAAUAUUUGGAUUGGGAUUUCAUACAAACAGAAUGUUCUCUACAGAAAGUUAAGUGGUUAUUUAGCCCACCAUCAGCUCCAUGGUAUGGUGGUUUUUGGGAACGAAUGGUUCGCUGCGUUAAGGAAUUCCUUCGAAAAUGUUUGAGCAGAGCUUGUGUCACCUACGAAGAAAUGUUGACUUUGCUUUACGACUGUGAGGCGGCUAUAAAUGCGAGACCAUUAACAUAUUUGUCAGACGACCCCAACGAAUUGAAACCCCUUACACCUGCUCACUUCAUUCCAGACUCAAAAGAACGUGAAACUUUUGACCUAGAUUUAAUCGAUUCUCAGCAUUUAUUGAAACGAGUGCGUUACCUUCACACCUUACGACUAAAUUUACGAAAGCGUUUCUAUAGGGCAGUGUUUCCCAAACUUACGACUUUUGCGUACCCUUUCUAA
Messenger RNA from Parasteatoda tepidariorum (common house spider), 1326 nucleotides. RefSeq lists its product as uncharacterized. Gene Ontology annotation, biological process: DNA integration. NCBI's taxonomy places the organism in Eukaryota, Metazoa, Arthropoda, Arachnida, Araneae, Theridiidae. The record is from RefSeq and is a predicted model, not a curated record. Gene Ontology annotation, molecular function: nucleic acid binding.